Messenger RNA from Pogona vitticeps (central bearded dragon), 2388 nucleotides. The record is from RefSeq and is a predicted model, not a curated record. Lineage: Eukaryota; Metazoa; Chordata; Lepidosauria; Squamata; Agamidae.
GAAAGCACCCUCCUCUACGAAAAGGAAAAAGCAGCACAGUUAUCAGGAGAGGAGGAGGAAGAGGUGGUGGCUGAUAUAUUGCAGAAGCUCUGUGUGAAACCUAGGGUAGAUCUUGAGUCUGCAGAGCUAUUCAUGACAUUGGUGUUUGAGCUUCGGCAUCUCUCUUCUGAUGCUUUAAUGAGCCUGUGGCAGAGAUCUUCAUCAAAGUGUCAAGAUGACUGGCAACCUCUCUCAGAUGCUCUCCCUUCCUGCACAACUGAAGCCUGUGUAGUCCUGAUGAAAGAACUGAUUGUUUCUGGAAAAGUGGGAGAAGAAAAAAUGGAAUCUUUCUUUCAGUUGCUUUCCUUCAUUCCUGAACCAACUGCAGGCAUGAUUGAUGCUCUGGCUCCUCUGCUACAACUAUCAAGAGAAACACAGAGUGCCUUCUUAGGAAUAACUGCCUUAGUGAAUCACUUCUGUUCCAUGAGAAAUAACUGUGACCAAGAACCUGCUGUGCGGGGUGUUAUGAAGAAUCUUGAACAACAUCUGGGGGAAAAAUGUACCUUGCAUAAAUCGGAGGGAAUUGGUCAGGUGGAACUUAUUUUAAAAGCAAUUGGAAAUGCAGGACUGGCAGCAGCACCUCUCGAGCCUGUCCUGAAUUCCUGUGCAAGAUGGAAAAAUAAUCCCAUCGAAAUCCGCCUGGCUGCUAUAGAGGCCUACCGACGUAUUCCUUGUACAGUCAGUCAUGAUGUACUAAUGCAUCUGUAUCAAACUUACGAUGAGGAUGUAGAGAUAAGAAUUGCUUCUUAUCUUAUGUUAAUGAAGUGUCCCAACAAAGAAUUAUUUAAUCAAGUGAAAUUUACUUUGCAAGAGGAGAGAUCCAGCCAAGUGGGUUCCUUUGUAUGGAGUCACCUUUCUGAGCUUUUGGAGACUGAUGAUCCACUGAAGCAACAUCUCAAGAGUUUCCUGCCUGAUGACAUUCUGAGCAAAGAAUUUGAUCGGGAGAUGUGGAAGUUUUCCUCUUAUUCAGAUGUUACCUUCCACUCAGGAACAGGAAGUGCCAAUGUUGAGGUCAGGAUAAUCUUUUCACCUAUGUCGUUCCUUCCUCGUUUGAUAGCAACAAAUUUCACAAUCUACAUACUUGGAAGAGCUGUUAAUAUCUUGGAGCUUGGUGUAAGGUUAGAGAAUGUGGAAGAUGUUUUACGGAAGUUCUUUGGCCUGCAAUCAGAUCAAAAUGCCAAAGAAAGAGACUCGAAGCCAGAACCUUCAGUGGAGAAGACCCAUAAAACUCAUCCAAAUCAUCUGACGUCUAAGAGAUUCAGCUUCAGAAAUGAUCUUCCAUCUAAAGGAAGCAAGUCCAAGUUAAAAAUGGAAAACCAAAGCUGCCCUAAUGGACAAUCCAAUAAGAUGAGUGAGCUAGUGAAAAAGUUCACCAAAAGAAUGGGAAAGAAGAAGAAACCAAAAUGUGAUCUGAGCAUAAAGGUCUUUGGAAAUGAGCUUGCUGUGCUGGACUGCAGAGAGCUGAGAAGCCAAGCCAAACAUUACUACCUAAAUCUGGCAGACUUAGUAUUGAAACUUCUGAAGGGUCAAGAAAUCCAGUUUAACAAAAGGCUGAGUUUGGCCACAGAAGAACUUAUGUUCCCAGCCAUCUCAGGCUUGCCAGUUCUCCUGGCUCUUAAUGCCUCAGCAGCAAUCAAUGUGACAGUCAAAGGCAACAUGGAUUUCAAACAGCGAAACAAUUUUUUCAUCAAUGGUUAUAUAAAGCCAAGAGUUCUCCUUCAGAUUUCUGCCCAGAUGGGAACUGCAGGCACUCUGGGGAAGACGGGCUUGAGCUGGUCAACCAGACUGAGAUCAUCAACCAGUCUUGAUGGGGGGAUCCAGGUGAAAAAAGGGAAAGAGUUUAAGAUAUUUUUGAACACUCCUGAAGACUCUAUGGACAUUGUCAAUUUCAGCUCCAAACUCUGUCCAAUGACAGUGACUGAAACAGACACUUGGGAUGACUUUUCAGGACAAGUGGAGAUUAAGUCAUGCACAAAUGAGGAGGUGUCUAAGAUAUUUGGCUGGCAAUUGUGCUCUGAGUUUUCUAAGCCUGGUAAUCAGAAUGAUGAUUUCGUUUUUCCUUUCCCUGGACCAAUGAAAGCUGCUGUAACACUAAGGAAGAGGGACAGAAACCUAUACCAGUACUUAUUGAGAGCUACAUAUAAUUACGUUUCACAGAAAGGUGCCUGGAUCCCAAAUGAAGUUGGCUUGCAUUUCUUUAUGGGGACUCCAAAAUCAGAGUUGAAAAGGAAUAUUGCUGUUGACUUCCAUUUUAACGUUGCCCAGAAGAAGUUUGAAAUUCAGUUGAUCUACCCAAACAAAAGAAUGCAACUGAAUGACGUUGCCUUGUUAAAGGUCCAUUUUGGAUAA